This is a messenger RNA of Condylura cristata (star-nosed mole), 2733 nucleotides long. RefSeq names its product thioredoxin domain containing 11 (gene TXNDC11). NCBI's taxonomy places the organism in Eukaryota, Metazoa, Chordata, Mammalia, Eulipotyphla, Talpidae. The coding region runs from base 340 to 2631 and encodes 763 amino acids. The record is from RefSeq and is a predicted model, not a curated record. The transcript has 11 exons.
GCAAAAGAUGUGAUAAUACCAGCAAAGCCACCUGUCAACUUUUUCUCCUCGAGGUCUCCAGUCCUUGACUUCUUCCAGGGGCAGCUGGACUACGCAGAGCGUGUGCGCCGGGACUCGGAGGUGGUGCUGCUGUUCUUCUACGCCCCGUGGUGUGGACAGUCCAUCGCCGCCAGGGCAGAAAUCGAGCAGGCGGCGAGUCAGCUCUCUGACCAGGUGUUGUUUGUGGCUGUGAACUGUUGGUGGAACCAGGGCAAAUGCAGGAAACAGAAACACUUCUUCUAUUUUCCUGUUAUCUAUCUGUAUCAUCGGAGUUUUGGACCAAUCGAAUACAAAGGCCCCAUGAGUGCUGUUUACAUUGAGAAGUUUGUCCGCCGAGUGAUGACACCGCUUCUCUACAUCCCAUCUCAAUCAGAAUUGCUAGAUUUUCUCUCAGACUACGAGCCCGGAGUCCUCGGGUACUUCGAGUUCAGCGGCUCCCCACAGCCCCCCGGCUACCUGACUUUCUUCACCUCUGCGUUGCACUCACUCAAGAAAGAUUACCUAGGAACAGUACGAUUUGGGGUUAUCACAAAUAAACAUCUUGCGAAACUGGUAUCCUUAGCACACUCUGGAAGUGUGUAUUUACAUAGACAUUUCAACACAUCGCUUGUCUUCCCCAGGGAGGUCAUCAACUACACAGCAGAGAACAUUUACGAGUGGGCCUUAGAGAACCAAGAGACGCUCCUCCGAUGGCUGCGGCCACAUGGCGGCAAGAGUCUCCUGCUGAACAAUGAGCUGAAGAAGGGACCAGCACUUUUUUUAUUUAUACCUUUUAAUCCCUUAGCCGAAAAUCAUCCUUUAAUUGAUGAGAUCACCCAAGUGGCCUUGGAGUACAACAACUGUCACAGGGACCAGGUGGUGGAGCGGCUCCUGCAGCACCUCCGGCGCGUGGACGCCCCGCUCUCCGGCUCUCUGGCCCCCGAGCCCCCGGCCCAGCGGCCCGAGCCGCCGCUGAUCACGGCAUCGCCCUGCUGCAACACAGUGGUGCUGCCCCGGUGGCACGCCAUCUCCAGGACCCACAACGUCUGCGAGCUGUGCGUCAACCAGACGGCCGGGGGCCUCCGGCCCAGCUCGGUCAGCGUGCCCCAGUGCAGCUUCUUCCAGAUGGCGGCGGCUCUGGAUUCUUUCUACCUCAAGGAGCAGACCUUCCACCACGUGGCGUCAGAUAGCAUGGAAUGCCGCAACUUCCUGAGCUCCUACAGCCCCUUCAGCUACUACACUGCAUGUUGCAGGACCAUAAGCAGGGGCGUGGCGAGCCUCCUGGAUUCUGGACCUGGGGUCUUCGGAGCCCCAACCAUCGCGUUGUCUUCCCUGGAGAAGAAGUGCGAGGUUGACACGCCAAGCUCCCUUCCUCACAUUGAGGAGACCAGGUAUCUCUUCCCCGACGUGGACGUGAACAGCACAAACUUCACUGGCCUGAGCUGCAGAACCAACAAGACCCUGAACAUCUACCUUUUGGAUUCCAAUUUAUUUUGGUUGUAUGCAGAGAGGCUGGGUGCCCCGAGCGCCACGCGGGUGAAAGAAUUUGCAGCAAUUGUUGAUGUGAAAGAAGAGUCUCACUAUAUCUUGGAUCCCAAACAAGCUCUCAUGAAGUUCACCCUAGAGUCUUUUAUUCAAAACUUCAGCGUCCUCUACAGUCCCUUGAAAAGACACCUCAUUGGAAGUGACUCUGCCCAGUUCCCUUCUCCACAUUUAAUCACUGAAGUGACAACUGAUACCUUUUGGGAAGUAGUCCUUCAAAAGCAGGACGUCUUGCUGCUCUAUUACGCCCCGUGGUGCGGCUUCUGUCCAUCCCUCAAUCACGUCUUCAUCCAGCUAGCGCGUCUCCUGCCCACGGACACCUUCACUGUGGCCAGGAUCGACGUGUCUCAGAAUGAUCUUCCCUGGGAAUUUAUGGUUGACCGUCUUCCUACCGUCUUAUUUUUCCCCUGCAACAGAAAGGACCUCAGUGUGAAAUACCCCGAAGACCUCCCCAUCACCCUUCCAAACCUGCUGAGGUUCAUUUUGCAUCACUCAAACCCUGCUUCUGCCCCCCACAACUUGGCUAACCCUCCUACCAAAGAGUGUCUUCAGAGCGAGGCCGUGCUCCAGCAGGGGCACAUCUCCCACCUGGAGAGAGAGAUCCAGAAGCUGAGGGCGGAGAUCAGCGCCCUGCAGCGGGCACAGGUGCAGGUGGAGGCCCGGCUGUCCAGCGCGCGCAGGGACGAGCACCGGCUGCUGCGGCAGAAGCAGACCCUGGAGCAGCAGCACGGCCUGCUCCGGCUGCACAGCGAGCAGCUGCAGGCCCUGUACGAGCAGAAGACGCGCGAGCUGGAGGAGGUGGCCCGCAAGCUCCAGGAGCUGGCCGACGCCUCGGAGAGCCUCCUCACCGAGAACGCCUGGCUCAAGAUCCUGGUGGCCACCAUGGAGCGGAGACUGGAGGGCCGGGGCGCAGCCCAGCACCGGGCCCCCCGGAGCGAGGCGCACUCGGACCGCCCCGAGCCCGCGGGCGCGCCCAGGCUGCCUGGCAGCUCCGCCCCAGCUCCCAACGCCAGCGCUGCGCUGGCGCCCGAAAGGAGCCACGAGAACAGGACAGGCGAACUCUUGAAAUGACGCGAAGAAGCCAGAGCGAACACUGUACAUUGGGAAUAUAUUUAUGCAAAUUUUAUUGAAAUUUAUUGUAAAUAAAGAUUUUCUCAGUGGUCUAGAAAAUCA